This is a messenger RNA of Prunus avium (sweet cherry), 630 nucleotides long. The record is from RefSeq and is a predicted model, not a curated record. Lineage: Eukaryota; Viridiplantae; Streptophyta; Magnoliopsida; Rosales; Rosaceae.
AUGCCCGUGUCUCUCCUUUUAAACGUGGCUUAUGAUUGGGUUCCUCCUUUCAAGCUCCACACGCUUCACAUUGGAGGCUGUAGAGUAGGUCAUGGUUUUUGGGCAUUGAUUCAAUCUCAGACUGAACUAGUCUAUAUCAGCCUUUAUAAUACUUUCAUCUCAGAUUCCAUAGAGAAAUGGUUGUCGAAGAUAUCUUCCAAAGUCAAAUAUUUGGAUUUAUCUUACAACAACUUCAGUGGAAGGCUUCCAUUACAAUUGAAGUUUCCAAAACUACAGAUUAUCAGAUUGGGUCAUAAUCAAUUGGAAGGCCCACUUCCACUUUGGCCCACUAAUGUCAAUAUCCUUGAUCUUCAAAGCAAUUCAUUUUCCGGGCCAAUUCCCUCCAAUUUAGACCAAUUGAUGCAAGAAUUGAAUUCGCUGGAUGUUUCUGAGAAUAAUUUGAAUAGUACUAUUCCACUCUCUAUUUGCAACAUGCAGAAUAUGGCAAGAAUUUCGCUAAGCAUUAAUCAGCUAUUUGGAGAGUUCCCUCAACGGUGGAGUUUGUGGAGCGUGAUACAACUUAUUGAUGUUUCCUACAACAAUCUUUCUGGUACUAUUCUGAAUUCAAUGGGUAUCCCAUUUUCUCUUAUG